ACAGAGCACUGCAAAGCACCACAGCUUGGAAGCUUGAGCUUCUUUUUUUUUUCUUCUCUCCAAAAAGUUUUCAGGAAGUCUGGGGGAGGGGCAAUACCGUUUCUUUUUUGUUAUAAUGGGCCCCUUUGUGGAGAUGGGAGAGGAAAGAGCUGCGUGCCUGCGUUGUGCAGGCUUUGCCGUGAUUCCCAGGGCAGCUUCUCUGUGCUCCUAACAGGCACUGGGCCUGCGUGUGGGGAGAGUGGAGAGGGACUGGGCCGGGAUGGAGCUGAUGGUUCUGCUCAACGCUCUUGUUACUCGCCUGCUGUUCGUGUUGCACUCCCUCAUCGGGGUCUGGAGAGUGACUGAAGUGAAGAAAGAACCCAAGUACUGGCUGCUGGCACUGCUCAAUCUUCUGCUUUGCCUGGAGACAGGGCUCACGCUCAAGUUUAAGCAAGGCAGAGGCUACAAAUGGUUUUCUCCAGCAAUCUUUUUGUAUCUGAUUUGCAUAGUACCAUCAUUAUGGCUACUGGAAAUUCACCAUGGGACACAGUAUUGCAGUAAUGAGCCUGAAGCUGUUCAGUUGAAUGUCACCAAUCAAGAUAUCAGUCAGUCUCCAGAGAUCAGUGAGGGAAGCGAGAGAAUAGAUCACCACAUCAUUCGGACGGCUAAAGUCUUUGUGAAUCAGCUCUCCACAAUCUGUGAGACUGUAUGGACCCUGGCUCUCCACCAGACCUUUCUACUACUUCUAGUAGUUGGGAGAUGGCUUCUCCCCAUUGGGGUUGAAAUCACCAGGGACCAGUUGUCCCAGCUGCUUCUCAUGUUUGUAGGAACAGCAGCAGAUAUACUUGAAUUUGCUAGUGAAACCCUGGACAUUGAGGAUGUGCGGAAGAAUUAUAUUCUCAUAAAUGCAAUUCUCGCUGUAUGGACCUGGAGUAUGUUACAGUUUCCACUUGAUCUUGCAGUACAGCAUAUUGGCUGCAAACCAACUGCAUCGAGCAGGCAGAUCCCUAGCCUGCUGCUGUGCAGGUAUAGCGCAGAGCUGUGGAACAUCGGGGUGAGCUUGUUCAUACAGGAUGGUCCCUUCUUCAUUGUGCGUUCAAUCCUGAUGGGCCAUUUUCGAAUAUUCAACCAGAUGCUGGUGUUUUUUACAGCUAAGAAUAUCUUAGUUGUGAUCCUACAACUGUAUCGCUUGGCAGUGAUAACGUUAGACUUUCGCACUACUAUUCUGCAAAAGAGCAGGAAGGGAGAAGUUGGCUGUUGCCCAUGUGAGCCUUACGAAGCCACUACUCAUGGUACUGCUGAGCAGGUCGCCGAAAUGAAAGAGUGUGUUGCUUUACCACUGAAAGAGGAACCCCAGUCUCCGUUGGAAGAGCAGUAAGCACCGUGACUGACUCAAGACCAGUUUCAGCUGGUUCAGAAGGGCCUAUUUGUAUGGUGAAACUCACUUUGAGCACAACUCAUCUCUUCCACUAAGAGAUUAAUAAUUUCUCCUAAACUGUAGGGGAAACUUCUGAAGAAAAAAAAAAAAUCAUAGAAGUGGGACAUUUUGUAUCCCAUUGGAUUGUGUGGGUUUUUGACCAGUUCCCUACUAUAUUAUUUGCAGGGAUUUUGUAGUCAUAGUUGGUAGUAACAAGAAAGGUUUGGCACACUAACAAAGUUGAUUAUAACCUUUGGUGGCACUUUGCUAAUGUAUGUACUUGCCUGUAUUCAGAUAGAAGGAUAAGCCUAUCCCAAUGGAACAGAGGAAGCAUAGAAGCGUUUAGCCCUACUUUAGUGUUUGGGCUACAGCUGAGAUGAAUGUUAUGAUCACUGUGCAUAGCAGCAGCUACAGCAGCAACAACUGCAGAUAUUCAAGGGAAUGGGCAUAACAAAUUCCUCCUGUUACCAUGACAUCUAAACACUGUUCAUUCAGAAAAGUUAGGAAAAGCAUCACUGAGUGGCUACCCCAUUUCUGGCUAGAUUUUCAGUAUAAAAACUACAAAACACCAUGAAAUGCCACAAAAAAAAGACUGUCUUUUAGGAUCUGCAUAGUCUGAAUAAUCUAAACUUUACAAAUAAAUAGACAUAUUAAAAACAUGGGAAAAUGCCCAAAGACCUGUUUGUCACCUAGUCAUUUUCUACAGAGGUACUUGCCUUUAUAUUUCUACCAGUCAGAACACAUACAAGAAAAUUUAUAUUAUAUAUAUAUAUAUAUCUAUAACAAAUUUGUAAUUUUGUAAUUUUUAUUUCCUGCUACAUUGCGUUAGAAGUUGAGGGCAGAUUUUAAGCGUUGUCAUUUUAUAGUAUUUUAUUAUUUUUAAGUGUCCUGACUCAGGUGUACAAUCUAAUAAGAAAGAAAAUUGUCCUGUCAAAUGUGAGCAGUGCCAUCUAGACAAAAGAAUUCUGACUUGAGCUUCAAAUUUCAUGAAGCACCACUAAAUACCAUGGAAUCAUUUGGCCUAUUUAGUGUCAAGGUCUUUUUUUUUUUUUUUUUUUUUUUAAAAAAAAAAAAAAAGGCUUUUUGUCAUGCAUUUACUUCUGUGUUUGGGGUGAAUAGCAUGAGAUGUGAUUCAUUUCUUCCAGGAACACUUUACAUCAAUUUAAGACCAAUGACCCUGCUGGGCUUAGCUCAAAAGAUAAGUAAGUUUUGAAAAUCCAUCCCAGAAUCAUAUGCUCACUCAAAAUGGCAUUUCUACAGACUUCUGCAUCCACUUUUAAUGAGAUCAGAAAAGCAUGUUAAGAAGAAAAAUCUCACAAACAGGAAGUGACCUAAUUAAGGUAAUUUCCUAUAUUAAGCAGCCCCAGUUUUACCGAGGACUUCAGCUAUCUAAAAACAAAGAAUCUGUUUAGGAAUGCAUUAAAGUCUUCCUUCCGCCACCACAGCAGUCAUAUGCUUAUUAGACUAAUAAGCAGCGACAUAUUUAUCCCCUGAAAGAUGUACUCAUUUAACAACGAACAUAUUUUAAAAUUUCCCAAACACGCAAACCUGUGUUUGAAUUUGUGAGCUGUUAAACAUUGUGAUCUGUUUCAUGUAGGAUCAGGCCCCUUCACUAGGACAGAACAAAAUACAUAGCCAUUAAGAAACAAGUCUUACACACUCACAGCCCUUUCUACCACUUGUACCUUAGUAAUAACAUGCAACACAUCCUGCUCUUCUCACUUUGAGCUUCUGUCCAGCAGAAUGAAAAAAGUCAGUUACCAUUUGCAGUGCUGUUGUAAAGUUGAAAUAUUUAGAGUUGAAUGCAACUUUUGUAGGCAAAGAAGCUAAAGUGCUGCUGCUGACCCACUGUUGUGUUGUCUAAAGCCUUUCACACCAAGGUGCAUUUAGAAUCAGCUGGUAGCACUGUUAACAUCUCUUCUUUGUUGAUGCAAGCCAGAUCUACUCACAUUCAUUGAGUUCACCACUUGCUGAUGUAAUAAUUUACCCUGUUAAAAGGAUCCUUGCUAGUUAAUUUGAUCUUCCUAGAACAUCAUUUGAAAUUCACCAGCAAAAAAAUUGCAAGUACUGGCUACCUAUUUAAGGACUUAGUUCAACAACAAGCUGCCUACCAGGCUCAGCCUGCAGCAAAUGCAAGAUUCCCUGGAGACAGCAAUAUAAAGACUAGUCACAGCAGGAGUAUUAUACAAGGAACUGUAUUUCCUAGUCUUCAGGCUGUUUCAUUUUAAGCAGCAGUAAAGCUCUUAAUCAGACUUACUUUGAGAAUAACUCACUGCAAUGCUAGGUUCAUUACUAGAUUCCAUUGUUAUUCAGACAAAUACAAAAUAGACUAGAUCCACACCCUCAUGCUUAGGACAGAACACGUUUGGACUUCCUUUUUCCUUCUCACCACUAUGGGCAAAGACAGAUCACUUAAAAGCAAGGGAAAGAAAGAAAAACAAAGCACUUAAGUGGCAGACAGCCCACCCUCCUGCCUGUGCAGAGAGGGGAAAUUGCAUUUGCUGGGUAGCAACAGCAAUGACUGACAGAGUGCAUUUCUAAUUCAUUGAGAAGACUGGAUAGCAAUUAAAAAGUCUAGUGAUUUGUAUGGUCGGUCACAGCAGCAAAUCCCAGUGGGAAAUCAUCUUCAUUUUCCUCUUGCAAAUUUCUUGAGAAAGAUGACAACAGAGCUGUUUUGCAGCAGGUUGAGUUUUGCAGCAUGGCAUUGUACUGGUGCCUUUCAGAGUGCCACGCUAUGCAAGUAAGUGGUAGAAUGCAUUCUCUUGAAGAUCUGACAACUGGUGUCAUGCUUGUUAUCCAGAAAAUGCUGCAGUAAACUGUCAGAAUUGGGAAAAUUCAACCCUUCUAAGUAGGAGGAUUUCAGAACUAUUUUAACUGUUAUCUCCUGAGUCAGGAGAAUCACAUUCCUAAAUCUCUUCAGCAAACAGAUAUCUAGCUCUUACAGUUAUUUAUUCUCGUUGUUUCUGCUUUGUCCUUCUAGAUUAUUCUAUGUAGGUUGCUCCAAAAGUAUCUCUAUUUAUGUCCAUGAAAACUACAACAAAUGCAAAGUGUACCACAACACUAUUUGACAGCACACUCUACAAAACACUAUUUGUUAAUAUGGUCCCCAUCAGUAGCUGUGCAUCUGCACCAGUGAUGAACCAGAGCUGCAUGCUGUGCCUGUAGAAAUUUGCACCAGCAGAGGAGACACACUGUCACUGUUGCCACUGCUGAAAUUCACCACUGCCACCUCAUCGUGCUCACAUCCACAUCCACAAAUAAAUAAAUCAAAAGCAACAAUAACCAUUAUUUUAUUUCAUUUUUGCUGGUAUUUUAACUGUACUGUAUUUUCUGGUACUGUGUGAAAAUAGAAGAAAACGUUCAAUUACUUCUUAAAAACUCCAACUUUAUCUUGAAAAUAAAAGGCAGUUACCUCAGGCAUAGUUGCCAAUUUAUUGUGUGUGAACUGAACGUUAUAUGUUUCAAUUAAUUAUAUUUUCCACACGCUGCUUUUCUUUCCCAUCGUUAAGUUAAUUACUUAGGCCAGAAUCUGACUGCAGUCAUUGCUUUGAAAGCCCACAGUUAACUGCAGUAAAUUCUUCCCUACUUUGGAUAGAUGUCUUGACUCAGAAAGACCCUUUGCUUCCAAACACGCAAAUCACAGGGUAAUC
Molecule: messenger RNA, 5046 nt
Organism: Lagopus muta (rock ptarmigan)
Lineage: Eukaryota; Metazoa; Chordata; Aves; Galliformes; Phasianidae
Gene: TMEM26
Product: transmembrane protein 26
Exons: 6
Coding region: 260-1357 (365 amino acids)
Source: RefSeq, a predicted model, not a curated record